ACACAAAUCCAUUAAGUUGCUGGGAAGUGGGAACAUUUCUCUUAUAAAGAUGAGGAAUAUCUUCAAAUUGAGAUAUCCGAAUACGUUAUUUGUCACGGGUACAAAGAAAGCUUCUCUUUCAUAGUGAUUGUUGAUACAGCUUGAACUAGUCUUCAUUUUUCCAGAGAUGGGAGACAGAAGUUCAAGAAAUUAUUGGUGCGUCGUGUUGGUACUACUAACAUUUGUAUUAGAAUCCAUAAGCGGGGAAGACCCUUAUAGAUUUUUCACUUGGAACAUUACUUAUGGUGAUAUUUAUCCCCUCGGUGUUAAACAGCAGGGAAUACUGAUAAACGGGCAAUUCCCAGGACCAACAAUCGAGUCUGUCACCAAUGACAAUGUGAUUGUCAACAUUAUCAAUAAGCUGGAUGAACCAUUUCUCAUGUCAUGGAAUGGAAUACAACAAAGAAGGAAUUCUUGGCAGGAUGGUGUGUAUGGCACAAACUGCCCCAUCCCACCAGGCCAAAAUUUUACUUAUAUUCUUCAGUUUAAAGACCAAAUUGGUAGUUUCUUUUACUUUCCUUCCCUUGCUUUCCACAAGGCUGCUGGUGGCUUUGGUGGAAUCAAGAUCUUCAGCCGUCCAAUGAUUCCUGUUCCUUUCCCACCACCUGCCGGAGAUUUCACCAUACUUUCUGGUGAUUGGUUCAUCCAAAAUCACACUAACUUAAAAGCAAGUUUAGACGAAGGACAUGGUCUUCCCUUCCCUGCUGGACUUCUAAUUAAUGGUCGCGCAUCAAAUGUAUCCAGUUUCACUGUUGAUCAAGGCAAGACUUACAGGUUCAGGCUAUCAAAUGUAGGACUUACUACCUCAAUCAAUUUCAGAAUACAGGGACACAAGAUGCUUUUGGUUGAAAUAGAAGGGACUCAUACUCUCCAAAACACAUACGAUUCUCUUGACAUUCAUUUGGGCCAAUCCUACUCAGUUUUGGUCACAGCUGAUCAACCUUGUCAGGACUAUCACAUUGUUGUUUCUACGCGUUUCACUUCUCAAGUUCUCACAACAACAUCCAUUCUACAUUAUAGCAACUCAACGAAAAAUGUUACUGGUCCUCCCUUGGAUGGUCCAAACAUUGAUAUAGAGUGGUCACUUAAUCAGGCUCUAUCUCUUAGGCAAAAUUUGACAGCUAGUGGACCGAGGCCUAAUCCUCAAGGCUCUUAUCACUAUGGCAUGGUUAAUAUUACCCGUACUAUUAAGCUAGCGAAUUCUGCUCCAAUCAUCAAUGGGAAGAAGAGAUAUGCAGUCAAUAGUGUAUCAUUUACCCCUGCAGACACACCACUUAAGCUCGCGGAUUAUUACAACAUUUCAGGUGUUUUCAUUCUGGGAAGCAUUCCUGAUAAUCCUGUGGGUGGUUGGAAUUAUCUUCGGACAUCUGUCAUGGCUGCAGAUUUCAGAGGGUUUGCUGAGGUGGUGUUUGAAAACUCAGAGGACAUCCUGCAAUCAUGGCACAUUGAUGGCCACUUCUUCUUUGUUGUGGGGAUGGGUCGAUGGCAGUGGUCCGUUUCAAGCAGAUCAAGUUACAACCUAAGAGACGCCAUUUCUCGCUGCACUGUCCAGGUGUAUCCCAGAUCAUGGACAGCAGUUUAUAUGCCACUAGACAAUGUAGGAAUGUGGAACAUACGGUCUGAGAACUGGGCUAGACAAUACUUAGGCCAGCAGUUCUACCUUCGCGUAUAUUCUGCUGCACAUUCAUGGAGAGACAAAUAUCCAAUUCCAAAAAAUGCUCUUCACUGUGGCCAGGCAUUAGGACGAUAACUAGCUAGCCCCCUACUAGUUGAGCUAUCAAAUCCAACAAUUCUACGAUAACAAUUUACUUUAUGUGACCUCAUAGCUGAAGUUCUGCAAUUCUGCAUACUGCAGCUUGACUUCGCUUUCAAAAUUUAAUGGAUUAAUAGAUCGAAACCUCCUGCAUAACCUGAGUUUGUUGAUCACCAUGUAUUAUGAAUCAUAGCAUCAGUUUAGAGAUAGUAGUAUAAUAAACAAGUAGAGGUGUAAGGGAAUAUACAAUCUGGUUAAUCAUUCAAAUAUACCUGUUUGUUUUGUUAGUCCUUGUUUUAUACUGCUCAGAGAUCUCCUUAUUCUUUAAUUUCGUGUUUCUGUAGAAUACAAAAAUUAGGAUAUAAUGACAGUAGAUCAGACUAAUCCAUCCAAAAAGCGGAAUUAACAUAGAACUUGCAUAAGAUAUUACUCAACUUCAGCUUUAUAAGUACAUGCCGUUCUCACAAUGAAAUUUAUUCUAGAUUUAUAUUCUU
Molecule: messenger RNA, 2286 nt
Organism: Daucus carota subsp. sativus
Lineage: Eukaryota; Viridiplantae; Streptophyta; Magnoliopsida; Apiales; Apiaceae
Product: L-ascorbate oxidase homolog
Exons: 7
Coding region: 167-1789 (540 amino acids)
Molecular function (GO): copper ion binding; oxidoreductase activity
Source: RefSeq, a predicted model, not a curated record